ACAAUAAUGUUGAAGUGGCCUACCGCAAAAUGAGCUGAUCGAGAAAUGAAAGAUUAGUUUCACGACUGACGGCGACAGUGGGAUACGUUGGGAAACAAAAUAAAAUAAAAUGUUGAAGUGAUAUGCAUGUGCAUAUUGGGGUUAGUAUGUACAUAAUCUUGAUGAUGGGCUAUGUGCAUCCACCCCAUUUAUAGCUGGCUAUUAUUGAGGGAAUUUUCUUCCUAUAUAAUCUAAAUUCUUCCUUGUUAAAUCAUUACACUCUUCUUACAGAGAGAAAAGUAAAGCCACUUCAAAGGGUCUAAAGAAAAAAAAAAUGGAAACUUUUUCUCAUCUUUCAUUAACAACAACAACAAGAUCCAGAUCUUAUGAAAGUUUCUUCCAUGAUGAUGAUGGUGGUGUUGAGCCAAUACCAGAAGCAGCAGCAGUAAUAGAACAAGAAGAGGAAGAAGAACAAAUGGAAGAGAAUGAGAACAACAACACAAACACACCACAAAAUGGUUGGUUCAAGAAUGUUGAGGAGCCAUGGUUUAACAGUAGAGGAGGAUCACUGAAGAAGAAAAACCAAGUGUUUCUUGAAGGGUAUGUAGAGAAUUCAGAUGAGGAUGAAUUAGGGAGGACAAAGAGCUUGACUGAUGAUGAUUUGGAGGAGCUUAAGGGCUGUUUGGAUCUUGGUUUUGGGUUCAGUUAUGAUGAAAUUCCUGAGCUUUGUAACACUUUGCCUGCUCUUGAACUUUGCUAUUCCAUGAGUCAGAAGUAUCUUGAUGAACAGCAAAAGUGUUCUGAUGCUAUGUCUGAUACUGGUUCUUCAGGAUCUGGUCAUGUUGCUAAUUGGAAGAUCUCUAGUCCUGGUGAUGAUCCUGAAGAUGUCAAAGCAAGGCUGAAAUACUGGGCUCAAGCUGUCGCGUGCACGGUGAAGUUGUGUAAUUAAUUAAAAAGUGAAGAUGAUGAUGAUGUAGCCAAGAAAAAAGCUUAUUUUAAAAAAAAAAAAAAAAAACAGAAAGAUCAGAGGCAAAUGUGAAAUCAAUCUUUUUCUUGAUAUGGAAGAACACUUGUGUUCUGCCUGAUGAUCCUGGAAAGGGCCGGCCAUCAUGGCCACAGGAUCAAGAAGUUCCAUAAAGCUUUACCUGAAGACAGAUGCAAAAAAGUUAUCUUGUCCAUGAUGGGUAGGCAACUUUAUUCUCAAGUAGAAGAAGAAUAUACAUGAAGAGGAGGGAGAUGUUUCAGGUCUUAAGAUUAAGAUAAGCAAACACAUUGGAAUAAAUCUGACUCCCAUAAACUGAUAACACUAUGUGUAGCAUAAGUUGCAUCAGUUAGGUGGAAGAUUGAAGCCGGAACUGUUGCAUAGAAUAAUUUCAUUCUUCUUCAUGUAUUAAUUUUGUUUAUGUGUUACUGAUCAAACAUUGUUCUUGGUUAAAUUACAUAUCAAGUUUCUUCCCUGCUA
Molecule: messenger RNA, 1441 nt
Organism: Capsicum annuum
Lineage: Eukaryota; Viridiplantae; Streptophyta; Magnoliopsida; Solanales; Solanaceae
Exons: 2
Coding region: 314-928 (204 amino acids)
Source: RefSeq, a predicted model, not a curated record